Molecule: messenger RNA, 3612 nt
Organism: Bombina bombina (fire-bellied toad)
Lineage: Eukaryota; Metazoa; Chordata; Amphibia; Anura; Bombinatoridae
Exons: 26
Coding region: 61-3318 (1085 amino acids)
Biological process (GO): biosynthetic process
Cellular component (GO): mitochondrion; cytoplasm
Molecular function (GO): L-kynurenine:2-oxoglutarate transaminase activity; pyridoxal phosphate binding
Source: RefSeq, a predicted model, not a curated record
ACACCGUCUCUCGCUCAAACACACACAUAUUACUGUUGCUCUCACAUUUUUUUAGUCCUAAUGUUGAACAAAGUCCAUCUUUUGCUACAAUUACGUGACAAUGUAUGGAGAGGGUGGGGGUUACGUUUGUCUGCUGGCACAAUGUCAAAACAGAUCCAAGCUCGCCGGCUGGAGGGAGUAGAUGAAAAUAUCUGGGUUGAAUUUGUUAGCCUCGCUGAUGAAUAUAAAACGGUGAAUCUCGGCCAAGGAUUCCCUAAUUUCUCUCCUCCAACCUACGUGAAGGAAGCUUUUUCCAAAGCUAUUACUGGAGAGAACUCUGUGCUGAACCAGUACACAAGAGCCUUUGGUCACCCGCCGUUGGUGAGGGUCAUUGCGCGCUUGUUUGGACAACUGCUUGGGCACGAGUUGGACCCUAUGUCUAAUGUGCUGGUGUCCGUUGGUGCAUACGGAGCUCUGUUCUGUGCCUUCCAGGCGCUGGUGGAUGAAGGUGACGAGGUCAUUAUAAUUGAACCAUUUUUUGAUUGCUACGAACCGAUGGUGAAAAUGGCUGGAGGGAAAUGUGUGUUCGUCCCUUUAAGACCAAAACCCACAGGUAAAGAUGAAUCCCUAAGCAGUGGGAAGUGGCGUCUUGAUAUCGAUGAGUUGGCAGCGAAUGUCACCAAACGCACCAAGGUUAUUGUCAUAAAUACUCCAAAUAACCCUUUGGGGAAGGUGUUUGACAAAGAGGAGCUGGAAGAGAUUGCUGACCUGUGUGUGAAACAUGACAUUGUGUGCUUUAGUGAUGAGGUGUAUGAAUGGCUGGUGUACGACGGAAAGCAACAUAUACGUAUUGCCAGUCUCCCGGGGAUGUGGGAGCGCACCAUCACUAUUGGCAGUGCCGGAAAGACAUUCAGUGCCACCGGAUGGAAGGUCGGAUGGGCAUUUGGACCUGAUCAUCUUUUGAAGCAUCUUAGGACUGUGCACCAGAACACUGUGUAUCACUGUGCGACGGCAGCCCAGGAUGCCGUGGCGCAGGGGUUUCAGAGGGAGCUGGACAGGUUGAAUAAGCCGGAUUGUUACUUUGUGCAGCUACGGGACGAGUUGCAGGGGAAGAGAGACCGUUUGUAUCGCUGCUUAAGUGAAGUGGGAAUGAGACCUGUGAGCCCCCAGGGAUCGUACUUCAUGAUUGCUGACAUCUCUCGCUUCAAAUCUCAGGUGCCACCUCCCUCGGACCCGAGUGUACCCUAUGAUUACCACUUUGUUAAAUGGAUGAUGAAGAACAAGCGAUUGGCAGCUAUACCAAUGUCGGCAUUCUACAGCGCACCACAUAAGAAGCAGUUUGAGAACUUCAUCAGGUUUUGCUUUGUGAAGGAGGCUACAACAUUGGAAGAAGCAGAGAAAAUCUUAAGAAGUUGGAGCAACGAAUCUGAAUCCUCAGAAAACCUCAUGAGGUUUUUGACACCCCCACCUCCAUAUCUGUACCUGGCUGUGACUCCGUGCCCCAGUAAUGGAUCAUGCCACUUUUUGGACUGUGGCAUCUGGGGACCCGAGAACUUUCCAAUGACAUCCUGGAGAGGAGUGACUGAUCCCUCUCCCCAGCAGCUUGGCGUGAUCCAGGGAAAAGAGGUCAGCAUCCUCAACCACCGGCAGCAGUGGCCAGCCAUCAAAAUGGAAGGGAGUUUGGGGCUGGACCAUCCAGCUAGAUCAAAGCCAUACCAGUGGGGGAGAUGUAACAGAAGCCUCUGUUACUUUCUGAGAGGAACGCAGGCCAGCCUCCUCCCCACCAACUAUGGACCCUGGAACUUGGGAGGAUUCUGUCUUUUGGAAAGCGGGUGCCCCAAUAACUUGUGGAGGGCUUUUGCCCUGGUGUCUGGGUUGCCCCGUUUCCCAGAGACUCUGGGAGGUGGAGGACGCUGGUGCCGAAUUGGGGUUCCUGUGGCUGUGGAGGCAACCAAGGGUGCCCCUGACAUCCCCACAGCAGAAGGGCCAGAGCUGAGCUCUGAGAAAGAGAUUGGUCGCUGCCCUCCACCAUCACCACUGGAUUAUACUGGAGAAACGGUGGAUACUGUAGGGCUGGACUUUGUCCCUGUGGUCCUGGAGGAGGCUGAGGUGGUCCCCUGUGUCAAACCAGCAGAGGAGCUGGCAGGGGGACAGAGCACCUAUGGCCUUUGCCAACAGCUAUUAUGCAUCCCAGAGCCAGGUUGGGACAGCCUUGGAAUAGUAGCUGGGGUCCAUCUAGCAGUGGAGCUGGCAACUGGGCAGGACAAUGAAAAAGUUGACUGGAGGAAGCAGAAAUUGCAAAAGAAAGAAGAGAAGAAGAAAUGGAGAGAGGAGAAUCUUAUAAGGAAAUUGGAGAAGGCCCAGCAGCUGGCGGCAGAUAAACAGGAGGAUGAGGUGCGGAAAGAACGGAAAGGUCGCCAACAAACACUGACUGUGGCGUUACCAGGCUCGAUCAUGGACAACGCUCAGUCCCCAGAACUGCGCACGUAUCUGGCUGGACAGAUAGCACGUGCCUGUGCAAUAUUCUGUGUGGAUGAAAUUGUGGUGUUCGAUGAGACUGGGGAAGGAUCAAAGAGUGUGGAAGGGAACUUCGAAGGAGUUGGGAAGAAGGGUCAAGCCUGUGUGCAGCUGGCACGGAUACUGCAGUAUCUGGAGUGCCCCCAAUACUUAAGAAAAUCAUUUUUCCCAAAGCAUCCAGAUCUGCAGUUUGCAGGCCUCCUUAAUCCGUUAGACAGUCCUCAUCAUGUCAGGAUUGAUGAGGAAUCAGAGUAUCGAGAGGGAGUGGUACUAGAUCGGCCAAUCAAACCAGGCAAAGGAUCCUUUGUCAACUGUGGCAUGCGGAAGGAGGUGCAAAUAGACAAACAGCUGCAGGUAGGACUGCGGGUCACUGCGCGUUUACACAAAGAUAAUCCAGAUCACAGAGUACGGAGAGGAGUUGUGGUUUCCCCGCAGCAGCCAAGAACUGAAGGUGGCUUAUACUGGGGCUACAGAGUGCGACUGGCGUCCUGCCUCAGUGCGGUUUUCUCUGAAUGUCCCUUUAAAGAUGGCUACGACCUCUCCAUAGGGACCUCAGAGCGAGGAAGCAACGUGGAGUCUGUAACUCUGCCAGCUUUUAGGCAUGCAUUGGUUGUAUUUGGAGGUCUUCAUGGGCUGGAAGCCAGUGUGGACAGUGACCAAAACCUGGAUAUAUCGGAUCCCAGCGUGUUGUUUAAUUUUUACCUAAACACAUGUCCCGGACAAGGCAGCCGUACAAUCAGAACUGAGGAAGCCAUACUAAUCUCGCUGGCCUCCUUGAAGCCCAGGAUAGAUUCUGUGAUUUCCAAUUCCACGGGAAGCUGAAAGCGCAUUGUACGUCUUCUGGUCUCUUUACGAACUUAAUUUGGUGCAUUAGGUUGGAGAACCUUUUUUGAAUGCGCCGGAGAAUAAUGUUAUUAGAUGUCGUCAUUAGAGGAUUAAUACAUUCAGUUAAUUCCGUGCUGCGUUUGGUGAAGAAAGUAUUUUCCAAUAAAAAAAAUGUAUUCUUCGUUAUUAUUCUUUAUAUUUAUGACCACUUAUGUAAGGGCCAUCCUAAGUUUAAUUCAUCUGACAUCAGAUAGUAGGAAGGACAGAGUUAAUAAAUCUCAUAAAAACAAA